Messenger RNA from Acipenser ruthenus (sterlet), 2843 nucleotides. RefSeq names its product hypermethylated in cancer 2 protein-like. Bases 531 to 2456 code for a protein of 641 amino acids. NCBI's taxonomy places the organism in Eukaryota, Metazoa, Chordata, Actinopteri, Acipenseriformes, Acipenseridae. The record is from RefSeq and is a predicted model, not a curated record. The transcript is spliced from 5 exons. Gene Ontology annotation, molecular function: protein binding; RNA polymerase II cis-regulatory region sequence-specific DNA binding; DNA-binding transcription factor activity, RNA polymerase II-specific. Gene Ontology annotation, biological process: regulation of transcription by RNA polymerase II.
UUAAAAGAGUGAAUACAAAAAAACUAAAGGAUUUCAACUUGAAUAUGCAGAUUCGCUGUGAUCGAAUUGGUUGAUCGCUGUUAUUUUCAAACCCCGGAAAAGUUUUCUGUUGGACAAUGGGAGCUCUCUCUUAGAGCUCCUCUAAAAAGUGGGGACUUCCAAGUCAAACAUAAACUGCUCCAAAUGUUGUUUGUAAACUUGAACUCGGUGUAGAAACGAUGCCGUGAAGAAACGAAAUUGUAAAUAAUGUCUAUGAAACGUGUUUACAAACGAGAAGCGUAAGAAGAUAAGGCCAUUAAAUUAAAUUAAACAGCCGCCUUCAGUAUUGCACAGCCGGGGAGUUUGUAGACGGUGCCUGCGCGCUGGGGGAAGAGGAGGAUACAGCUGAGAAUAUCGGCUGGGAACAAGAAGAAAAGAACAAAACAAAUCAAAAAAUAAACAUUAAAACACGGGAAGAUGCGGUAGCACGCCUCGGAACUGCACGGCGACGUACAUGAAACGCAGUGCCGGUUGGUUGCAGUCUCUGCAGUAUGGACCCUGACAAUAGCAGCUGCAGUUCAGGUGUGACUGGUCCCAGUCCGUCCCGCAGACUGGUGGACCUGCAGUUUCCAAACUACAGCGCGGUGCUGCUGGAGCACCUGAAUCAGCACCGCGAGGAGGGCAAGUUCUGCGACCUGGCGGUGCACGUGAGGGGGCAGGUGUUCCGCGCGCACAAGGCUGUGCUGGCCGCCUCCUCCUCCUACUUCCAUGACAAGCUGAUGCUGAGGGACAGCGACGUCAUUGUCCUGCCCAGUGUGAUCGAACCCAGGGCCUUCGCAGGGCUGCUGGGGCUCAUAUACACCGGCCGGCUGCGGGUCACAGUGCAGGACAUGCCCAGCUACUUGCUGGUGGCCAGCGGCCUGCAGCUCUGGCAUGUUGUGGACCGAUGUAAAGAGAUACUGAAGAGGGAAGAGGAGCAGAAGCAUUUCAGUAAGAAGAGAUCGUACAGAAACUGUCGCUCCACCUCUCAGUCUCCCAGUAGCAGCCAGGUACUGGUGGGGUGUCGAGAGGAUACUGGGGGCAGAGACUGCGCAGCGAGGGUGCACACUCAGGAGGGCCUGGCUGUGAGGAGAGAGUGGGAGGGGGGCAGGCAAGGGGGCCCCGAGGGGCAGGAGGGGGAGGACGGGCCGUGUCUCAGACCCAACAGCAACAGCAAGACCAAGGAGGAGCUGUACUACUCUACAGAACGAGAGGACCAUUAUUACUAUAGCAACAGCAACAACACCACCGGCAAAGACGAGGAGUAUGAGGUGGAUGAGGACAUGGAGGGGGCAGAGACUGAGGACGAUGAUGUCAUCAAGGUGCAUGUCCAAUCAGAGGAGGAGGAGGAGGAGGAGGAGGAGGGAGGGGUGCUGAAUGCAGAAAGGAGGAGAGAUGGCGAAGGAGAGAUUUGCAGUGGCUCUAUUGAUGAGAACGGGAGGAUGGUGAUGAUUGAGGUCGACAGGGAGAGGGGGAGAGAGAGGAAGAGGGGGCCGCUGGAGAGGGAGGCAGCAGCCAGCUAUUCAUACAAGCUUGUACACAAACAGGACAGCCAACCAAGCCCCGAGCACAGACAACAAGCCCUUUCAAAUUCCUCAAACUGGUUUUCCACAGCCGCAGGGGCAGCAAGUGUGCACGACUCGAGCGGGGGGGCUUUCUCGAGCAUGGGGGAGCUCCGACUGGGGCGACUGGGAACGCUGGGAGCUGGCAGCGGACUGGUUCAUGUGAAGGAGGAGAGUUGGGAGGAGGGUGAGAGAGAAGGGAAAGUGCAGACCAACGGGAGUGGACAGGGAAUGAACUUCAUUGAUUCCAUCAGUGGAAGUGUUACCUGUAAGAGUAAUGAUGAGGUGAGCCAGGCUGGUUUCACUGUGUACUCCGAGGGAGCGGGUGGGAGGAGCAGUGACUGUUUCCUGCUCUCUGCCCUGCACAGCAAGGAGCCCGGCCCGGUCUCUCUGCUGGCUGCUGGGUCGGUCGUGGUGGAUUCUGCCUCUUUCCCCGACGGCACCAGAGUCAUCGCAGACCCCACGGGUUACCCUGCCAACGCUGUCACCCAGCAACCCAUGGAUAUCCACGGCAACGAGAUCGUCACUCACGCCUCUCUGGGCCAGGCAGUGCACGCCCCGGUCAAGAUCCUGUCCGUGGAGCCCGACGGCAAGCGAUUCGGCUGCCUGUGUGGAAAGCGCUUCGCGGUGAAGCCCAAGAGAGACCGGCACAUCAUGCUGACCCUGAGCGUGCGUCCCUUCGACUGCUCCGUCUGCGAGAAGAAGUUCAAACUGAAGCACCACCUGAACGAGCACAUGAAGACACACACGGGCUUCCUGUACAAGUGUGAGCGCUGCGGCCGCAAGUUCAGAAUGAGGAGCUGCUACCUGAAGCACCUGCAGCAGGAGGAGGAGCAGCUGCAGCAGCAAAGUGCCAGUGCAAGCAGCGUGCUGUGAGGGACUGAGAGCGAGGGCACCGCUGUCCGUUUUGUCUAAAUGGAUCAUGGAGGCUUGGAAGGCAACACCUUCAGAUGUCAUCAAACGCAUUUCAGAAGCGCUGUGCUUCCAACAGGCUUGACGAGAGUGAAGAUGACUGUCUGUGGAGCGGUGAUGAUGUCAUUCCAGUAGAAACUGCUGACACUGAUGAAGAGGGUGAACAUGAUGAGGGCAGUGCUCUCUUAAAAUGGAACGGAGGGGAAAACAAAGACACUGAAUGAACAAACAAACUCAGACUUUAUUGAAAUCUUUACAGGACUUGGUAGCUGAACAUAUGCUGUCCUGUGAAAGCAACAAGGACAAUAAAACUGACUAAAAUAAAACUUUCAUUUAUCAUUUCCCAGCUAA